Messenger RNA from Emericellopsis atlantica, 2145 nucleotides. RefSeq names its product Sec1-like protein. The transcript is spliced from 4 exons. Gene Ontology annotation, cellular component: plasma membrane; secretory granule. The coding region runs from base 1 to 2145 and encodes 714 amino acids. The record is from RefSeq and is a predicted model, not a curated record. Gene Ontology annotation, biological process: intracellular protein transport; vesicle-mediated transport. NCBI's taxonomy places the organism in Eukaryota, Fungi, Ascomycota, Sordariomycetes, Hypocreales, Bionectriaceae. Gene Ontology annotation, molecular function: syntaxin binding.
AUGCCCCUGUCCGUCAUUGAGGAGCAGCGCAACAUCAUCCUUCAAGAGAUCAAGAACAUCACAAAAGGCGACUGGAAAUGCCUGAUUGUCGACACGAACUCCAAAAAGAUUGUCGACAACUGCGUGAACGAAGAUGCCAUCCUCAACAUUAAUAUUGCGAACAUUGAGCGGAUCGAGGAUCGUCGCGAGCAAAACCCCGACAUGGACGCCAUCUACAUCCUCUCCCCCGAACCGCACAUUGUCGACUGUCUCCUGCACGACUUCAGCACACGAAAAUACCGGUCUGCAUUUCUUGUCUGGACAAAUCUGCUGCCCGCGGAACUGAGGCGCAAGAUUGACGAGUUUCCAGGUGUGCGACAGCUGCGGUCCAGUACCAAAACGCUCUUCAUCGACUUCUACCCCCGCGAGUCGCAUCUAAUCACCUUCCGGGAUCCGUGGAGUUUCCCCGUUCUAUACCACAGAAAAUGCGACUCGCUCGUCGCCGCGCAUCUCAAGACGACGGCGCAGAGGAUCGCCGGGAUAUGCAUAACGCUCGGCGAGUACCCCAAGGUGCGCUACUACAAACCUCGAGAACCAACCUGGGAGGCAGCGGUGCUCUGCUCCCAUCUGGCGAACUUUGUGCAGCAGGAGCUCGACAUGUACGCGCAAUGGAACAAGAACUUCCCUCCACCGUCGACCCGACCACAGGGCACCUUGCUCAUUACCGACCGCGCCAUGGACAUAAUAUCACCCCUGGUGCACGAGUUCACAUACCAAGCCAUGGCCCAUGAUCUCCUGUCGAUAAAGGAGGGCGAAAAGGUCACAUACCAUACCACAAUCAACCAGGGGACGCCAGAGGCGGAGGAGAAGGACAUGGAACUGAGCGACAAGGACAAGAUCUGGGUAGAGAACCGGCAUCGCCACAUGAAGGACACGAUUGAUAAACUGAUGGGCGACUUUCGCCGAUUCCUGGAGGACAACCCGCAUUUCGCGAACGAAAAUGCGGACACCACCAAUCUCAACGCAAUCAGGGACAUGCUGGCAGGCCUUCCGCAGUUCCAGGAGAUGAAGGAGGCGUACUCCCUGCACCUGACCAUGGCGCAAGAAUGCAUGAACAUCUUUCAACACCAGAAGCUGCCUGAUGUCGCCUCAUCGGAACAGACCAUGGCCACCGGGCUGGAUGAGGACUAUCGCAAACCGAAGAACGUUCUCGACGCUGUAGUGCGGUUGUUAGACGAUGAGGCCAUCAAACCCGCGGAUCGUCUCCGUCUCAUCAUCCUCUACGUGCUAUACCGCGAUGGCGUCGUCUUGGAAGACAUCAAGCGUCUGCUCGCGCACGCAUCACUGCCACAGUCCGACGUCAGCCCCUUUUCUGCACUCGAAUUCCUCGGUGGCCGCGCCAUCCGCCGCGAGCUCAAGGACAUCAAACCUCCUCGACACAUCCUAUUCCCCGAAGACCCUCGCAACGCCCCGCAGAACGAGGAGUACUCGCUCUCCAGACACGACCCCGUUCUCAAACCAGUGUUGGAGAACCUCACAAAGGGAACCCUCGACAGCGUCGACUUCCCCUACGUGAAACCGCCCAUCGACCCCAACGAGGACCUCCUCCUCGCCCAGGGAGCCUCGCUCCGCGCCGGUGGGCCUCGUCCCAACUGGGCCGCCGCCGGUCGUCGCCAAACCGACACCAACCGCCAACGUAUCCUCGUCUUCCUCGCAGGCGGCGCCACCUACUCCGAGUCCCGCGUGGCCUAUGAAGUCUCCCACGAGCGGAACAAGGACGUCAUCCUCGCCACCUCACACAUGCUCACGCCAGCCCUCUACAUCAGACAACUCGGCGAUCUCUGCCGCGGACGGCGACAGCUCGACCUCCCCGCCGACAGACCCAAGCCACGCGCCCCGGCACACGUUUUCGAACGUCCAGCGCCACCGCCGCAACCACAGGCCUCGCUCCCAGCGGCUCCUCGCCCGGGUGCCAUGAGGCCACCUCCGCAACAACAACCCGCACCUGGCCCACGAGGUCCCAGUCCCAAUCAUCCUCCCCGCAUUCCCCCUCCUCCCACCCAACAGAUGGAUAACUUGUCUGUGGGAGGUGGUCCCGAGAAUGGUACAGGAGGCAAACUGCACAAGGAGAAGAAGAGGCGCAAUUUCCUGGGUAUGAAGAAGUAG